UACUGAGGUUUUGAUAAAACUUUGAUCUUUUCUCAGAGAUAUUACAUAGAUACUGCACGAGAGCUAGCGAGGUUGGUCGGGGUAUGCAAAGCUCCGAUCAUACAACAUUUUGCUGAAACAAUCUCAGGAAUGAUGACAAUUAGAAGUUUCAGCCAAGAAUCCAGAUUCAUCGACAUAAAUUUUCAUCUCUCUGAUGGGUACUCUCGGCCCAAAUUUUAUACUGCCGGUGCAAUGGAGUGGCUAUGUUUUCGUUUAAAUAUGCUUUCCUUCCUCACAUUUGCGUUUUCAUUGAUAUUCUUGAUUUCAGUGCCAAAAGGGUUUAUAGAUCCAAGUAUUGCAGGUCUCGCUGUGACUUAUGGGCUUAAUUUAAAUAUGCUACAAGCUUGGGUCAUAUGGAAUCUCUGCAAUCUUGAGAAUAAGGUAAUAUCGGUAGAGAGAAUACUGCAGUAUACAUCCAUUGCUAGUGAACCACCUCUUGUUAUUGAGCAAAACAGACCGAGUAGUAACUGGCCUUCACUGGGAGAAGUUGAACUUCAUGACCUUCAGGUCCGUUAUGCCCCACACAUGCCCUUUGUGCUAAAGGGACUCACGUGCACUUUUGCCGGAGGGAUGAAAACUGGAAUUGUUGGGAGAACUGGCAGCGGAAAAUCUACCUUAAUUCAGGCACUUUUUCGUAUUGUUGAUCCUACAGGUGGCCGGAUACUUAUAGAUGGCAUCGAUAUCACAACCAUUGGACUGCAUGAUCUAAGAUCAAGGUUAAGCAUUAUUCCACAAGACCCUACCAUGUUUGAAGGAACUGUGCGUAGCAAUCUUGAUCCACUUGAAGAAUACACUGAUGCUCAAAUCUGGGAGGCCUUGGAUUGUUGUCAGCUUGGAGACGAAGUUAGAAAGAAAGAGCUGAAGCUGGAUUCUGCAGUGACUGAAAAUGGUGAGAAUUGGAGCGUUGGUCAACGUCAGCUUGUAUGUUUGGGUAGAAUUAUUCUGAAAAAGAGCAAGGUUUUGGUUCUUGAUGAAGCAACUGCUUCAGUGGAUACUGCCACUGAUAGCUUAAUCCAGAAAACUCUGAGGCAGCAGUUCUCAGAUGCAACGGUCAUCACGAUAGCACACAGGAUAACAUCAGUUCUUGACAGUGAUAUGGUCUUGCUUCUUGAUGAUGGUUUGAUUGUGGAACACAAUAGGCCAACUAAGCUGUUAGAGAAUAAGUUGUCCUUGUUCGCAAAACUCGUGUCUGAAUAUACGAUGAGAUCAAGCUCGCAGUUUUGAAAUUUUGAUGUUUAGAUACCACGCUUUAGAUGAUGAUGAUAAUUCAUGAGAAGAUUAUAGAAGACUGUAAUUUGUGGUGGUAAGUGAAGAUUCGGCUGAAUAGUGUAUACUACGCAAAUAUAUGAACAGAGAGCUAGCUUCUGAAGGUAUUUUUGUUAAGGAACAUUGGAAGUUAGGCAAGAAAAAUUUGUAUGUGUACGAACAGAAUGUACCAUUUUGAGAAAAGGAACCUCCAAGAGUACAACUUUGCCAAUUACAUUA
Messenger RNA from Asparagus officinalis (garden asparagus), 1524 nucleotides. RefSeq names its product ABC transporter C family member 3-like. Gene Ontology annotation, biological process: transmembrane transport. Gene Ontology annotation, molecular function: ABC-type transporter activity; ATP binding; ATP hydrolysis activity. Gene Ontology annotation, cellular component: plant-type vacuole; vacuolar membrane. The record is from RefSeq and is a predicted model, not a curated record. Lineage: Eukaryota; Viridiplantae; Streptophyta; Magnoliopsida; Asparagales; Asparagaceae.